AUGCCAGCACCUACUGGCAAACGAGUACCGUCAGAGAUACUCGACGAGAAUGCCCCAACACAUACUCCCAUCCCUGCCGUUGAGCUGGACGACGACGACAUUGUGACAGACUCCGACUCAGAGCUUGCAACCCCUGGCUUGACUGGCACCAAAAGACGUAAGAAUCUUGACUUGACGUUUACGCCUCGUCGCGCGAAACGACUGAAGACGUUUGGUCGGGAUCUCUGCAACGAGGCAGGUAUCUCUGAAAAGGCUCUCGAUUCUUUCACCUCCCUCCCUAGCCUCGACUUCAUGAUGGUCGCAAUGUACGCGCGUUUCGAGAAGGUGGACGCUGCGUUGCAAAACAACGGCAACAUGAAGCUGAGACAGCUACUGGAGGAUGCGAACCUUCGGAAAGACCUCAAUAACAAUAUCUUGCUCUGUCUCUUAUCACCGUACUUACCAGCGUAUGUCACUGGAACCUUGGAUCACUUCACGAAAUUUGUUUGCGACAACGAGAGUAUCUUCAAGAUUCCCAAGGAGAUGUUCGACGAUUAUGGGCUAAGGGCAACACUCUCGAGGGCCAUCGGGAAGUUCCUGGACACUCACCGCUAUAAUAUGAAGGAAAAGUUGACUGCAAGCUGUGUCAACACCACCAAUAUCCUCACGUUGUCCAAGAACGUUGCUGAUAAGAUUGAAAUUAACAUGGAGUAUCUCACCCGAAUCGCAUUCUUGCGUUUUUGCUUCCGUCUCCACAGCAUCCUUUGCAAGGAUGUCAUUGUCGAAUCCAAUCCUAGUUUCUAUUGCCCCCUCUUCGACAGGUACAUUCCUGAUGUCACCUGGAACUGGCUUCGCGGCUGCGUCAAGGGACUCCCGGAGCGUGUAGUUGAAGUUGAACACGUGUCUGAGACCGCCAGUCCGAGUAGCAACGCGGAUGGACCUACCGAAGACCAAGAGGAUGGCCAGGAGUCUCCGGAUCGUCCCGACUUCUCCUAUCUCGAGGAAGAGCAAGGAGAUAGCUCAACUAUCGCUCAGAACAAGAAGGGAAGUUCUAAUGAGGACACGGCUGUCGGGCCUCUUAGCGCUCUUUUAACGGCGGGGAAGUUUUGGAACUUCGUCGACUGGAUGCUGACCACGUUCCGAAACGAGGCUCACGAACGUUCCAAAGGCUCUCAGAUUGCCUUCAAUAAUGAUGUCAAACACAUCCUUACGAAUAUAUUUACGCAAGAUCUGGUUGAUUAUUCAAACUCCAGUCUUCCGUACGGUAUCAGCAAGGAGCCGCUCCCGCCGAAGCAACUUUUGAUCAACGAGAAGCUCAUCUGGUAG
Messenger RNA from Coniophora puteana RWD-64-598 SS2, 1305 nucleotides. RefSeq lists its product as uncharacterized. Lineage: Eukaryota; Fungi; Basidiomycota; Agaricomycetes; Boletales; Coniophoraceae. The coding region runs from base 1 to 1305 and encodes 434 amino acids. The record is from RefSeq and is a predicted model, not a curated record. The transcript has 7 exons.